Messenger RNA from Haplochromis burtoni (Burton's mouthbrooder), 1470 nucleotides. Its product is annotated as NACHT, LRR and PYD domains-containing protein 1b allele 2. The record is from RefSeq and is a predicted model, not a curated record. Gene Ontology annotation, biological process: regulation of apoptotic process; inflammatory response; innate immune response. Gene Ontology annotation, cellular component: canonical inflammasome complex. Lineage: Eukaryota; Metazoa; Chordata; Actinopteri; Cichliformes; Cichlidae. The transcript is spliced from 7 exons. The coding region runs from base 45 to 1184 and encodes 379 amino acids.
UCUGACAGUGAGCGCACAAACUGUUAUAAACUGUUCUUCUCACCAUGUUUGUGUUGUUGUGUUCUCCUGCAGAUGACAUCCCUGACAUAUUGGACACGUUUGCAGUCCUCCACAUAGAUGACUGUGGAGAUGUUGUGGAAACAGUGUCUGAGGUCACACCAACACAUGUCAAGUUAACUGAGCCAAAUUUCUCGAUAAUAGGGGCUCUGAUACGUUUCAUAUUUCCUCCAAAAAUCAGCUGUUACAUGUUGAUGUACUAUAAACCCAACACACCAUUCCUCAAACUCCACGUCUACCUGAUACGACAGGAUCCUGCUCUGGAACAGAGAUUUGACGACAGAGAAUCUUGUGAGGGAUUUAAAAGAAUCAGAAAGCAUCAUCCAGACAAGUACCUGCAAACUGAGCGUCUUUUCAGUCUCAGAGCCGACAACGCAAGUGCAAAGAUCCAACCGAAGGAGUUAACCCUCAGAUACAAUAACCAAAACCUCUAUGAGCUGUACAUUAAGAAUCCAGGCAGUGAACUCAUACUUGCACUCCUGCACACUGAACCACCUGUUGGUGAACCUGAUGACCCACUGUGGAUCUGUGAAAUUCGAAAAGAAGAUGACCAUCCAGAGUCUGGUUAUGUCAAAGAGAAACACUAUGUGGAUGAAGAUCUCUCUGCACAGAUGCAGAAAGCAUUAACAGUCCAAUCAGACAGAGAGAAGCUUUUGGGAAUGUUGAAAGAUCUGAAAAAGGAGGAGCUUGAAAAGUUCAAGUGGUUCCUGCGGGACCGUGAUGUUUUGGUGGAGCUCCAACCCAUCCCAGAGAGCCGACUGGAGAAGACCAGCACCUGUGACCUGGUGGAUCUGAUGUUGCAGACCUACACAGAAAAGUCUGUGGAGGUGACCAAGAAGGUUUUGAAGAAAAUCACGUCAAGUCUACAAAAAGAAAACCACUUUGUGGAUAAACACAGAGUGGAGCUGAUCCAGAGAGUGAGCAACAUCGAGCCAAUUCUGGAUGAGCUCCUGAAAGAAAAAGUUAUCCAGCAGGAAAGUUAUGACAGAAUCAGAGCUCUGCAGACCUCUCAGGAAAAGAUGAGGGAACUCUACAGCGGUCCCCUGAAAGCUGGCAGUGCCUCCAAAGAUGUCUUCUACCAAAUCCUUCAGAGACACGAGAGACUCCUUCUUAAUGACCUCUGCUGAAAGGACGUUUGCUGAAAUCCAUUUUCUGUUUAUGACGGAUUUAUAACACUGGUUAUAAUUUGGACCUGGUGACAUCAUACAGGCUACAAACGUUUACUCUGUUGUUAAUAAUUACAGGUGCUGGUUGCUGUACAUCAGUGGUGUCAAACUCAGUUGCACAGGGGGCCAAAACUCAAGGCACACUUUAGGUUGUGGGCCAAACAAGAUAAACAUUUAUUGAACACACUAAAACAUGUUUUUUAAACAUAAAUGUGAAUAAAAACAGACAGGAAUAUUAUUCCAGAAU